UAUAAAGAGAAAUGUGAGGUUGGCAAGUGGAUAUCCUUUCUACUGAUAAUCAGCAUCGGGUUGGCGUAUUGCGAGCCACCGUUGAGUAAUCAGUACGGAUACCCCCCUGUAGAAGGUAACAACCAUUACAGACACCAUGACGGUGGUCACUCCUACGAUGACGGACACAAUAACAAUCAGGACUACGCCGAUAAUUACCCAAAAUCUUACGACUUUGGAUAUGCGGUAAAAGAUGUUGCUACGGGUAAUGAUUUUGGUAGACGGGAGUCAAGUGAUGGUGAAACAGUUCAAGGUGAAUACAGGGUACAACUUCCUGAUGGUAGGACACAGAUUGUGACUUAUACAGCCGACUGGAGAACUGGUUUUCAUGCAGAUGUGAGAUACGAAGGUACCGCGACUUAUCCCGAUACGUAUAACACGCAGAAAAAUGGUUAUAAUUAUAAUAAUAAUAAUAAUCAAGGCUAUGAUUUCCAAGGAAAUGGUAUAAAUAAUGGAUACAACGAAGGUAAUAAUGCUAAUUAUAAUCAUAAUAAUAAUAAUAAUAACUACAGACACGGAGGUAGCAACUACAAUCAAAAUAAUUAUCAAUUAGGCUCGAAUGCACUGGAUAAUAAUUAUAAUUUCGGUGAUAUUACACGAAAUACAUACAAACCGCCUGUUUAUGGGCCACCCGUUGGAUAAUUAUUUAAAUAAUAUCAUUACGAUUGUAUAAAAUUU
Polistes canadensis is the source of this 717-nucleotide messenger RNA. RefSeq names its product probable serine/threonine-protein kinase clkA. The record is from RefSeq and is a predicted model, not a curated record. Gene Ontology annotation, cellular component: extracellular matrix. The annotation marks the transcript as partial. NCBI's taxonomy places the organism in Eukaryota, Metazoa, Arthropoda, Insecta, Hymenoptera, Vespidae. The transcript is spliced from 4 exons.